Messenger RNA from Trachymyrmex cornetzi, 7282 nucleotides. Its product is annotated as fatty acid synthase. NCBI's taxonomy places the organism in Eukaryota, Metazoa, Arthropoda, Insecta, Hymenoptera, Formicidae. The record is from RefSeq and is a predicted model, not a curated record. The transcript is spliced from 20 exons. Gene Ontology annotation, molecular function: phosphopantetheine binding; fatty acid synthase activity; oxidoreductase activity. The coding region runs from base 77 to 7174 and encodes 2365 amino acids. Gene Ontology annotation, biological process: fatty acid biosynthetic process.
GUUAUUUUUCAUCUGCAACAUAAAUUGCACUACAAUAAUUGAGAAUAUCAACAGAUUAUCCGAGUAUAUAAGAAUCAUGGAUGGCAAAGAAACAUGUAGAUCGUGGAACGAUAUCGAUUCCAGUGAGGAAAUCGUUAUUUCUGGUAUUGCUGGUAGAUUUCCUUAUUCAGAUAACAUGAAUCAAUUACGAGAAAAUUUAUUCAAUAAAAUUGACCUUGUAAGAGCAGAUCAUAACCGAUGGGAAAUAGAUCAUGCGGAAUUUUCACGCCGUAUGGGAAUAGUUAAUAAUAUAGAAAAAUUCGAUGCGGAUUUUUUUGGAUUAUCUUUUGAGCAAGCACAUACACUUGUACCUGAUGUGAGAUUGUUAUUGGAACAUUCUUAUGAAGCAAUUAUCGAUGCGGGGAUCAAUCCAAAGCAAUUACAAGGAAAAAAUACUGCCAUAAGCGGUCAAAACGUUUUUGGAUGCCAUAAAUCUGCAAUGGCAAAUAUGAUUUCGUAUUGCUUCGAUCUGAAAGGACCAUCUUAUACUAUCGAUGCAACAUGCAGUUCUAGCCUUCAUGCUCUAGCCGUUGGUUAUGAAUGUAUCAUGUCAGGCAAAUGCGAAGACGCAAUAAUUGGCACCACACAAUUAUGUCUUUAUUCCAUAAUGAACCUGCACUUCGCUCGACUUGGUACUUUGUCACCCGACGGUUAUUGCAGACCAUUUGAUAUCGCUGCUAACGGUUAUUCGCGUAGCGAAACAAUUGAAGUAAUAUACCUUCAAAAAGCGAAAAAUGCUAAGAGAAUUUAUGCCAUAUGUCCCCAUGUAAAAUUAAAGAGCGAUGGUUACAAAGAAGAAGGAAUAAUGCAUCCUUCAUCUCGAAUGCAACAUAUCUUACUAAAGGAAUUUUAUGAGGAGUGCAAAAUACCAACAUCAUGUUUGGAUUAUUUCGAAGCACAUGGUACCGGUACCGUAGCUGGUGAUCCUUCAGAAAUUAAUGCUAUCUAUAAUGUUUUUUGUAAAAAUAGAGAAACUCCUUUAAUGAUCGGCUCCGUGAAAUCUAAUCUCGGGCAUUCUGAACCUGCGAGUGGUUUUAAUCAGAUUGCUAAGGUAAUAAUAGCAUUCGAAACUGGUUCUGUUCCACCAAAUAUCAAUUAUACAACGCCAAGGAAAGAUAUAGAUGCUUUGAUAAAUAACAGUGUUUGUGUAGUACAAAAACCAUUGCCACUUAAAAACGGUUAUAUAGGUAUUAAUUCUUUCGGUUUUGGAGGAUCUAUUGCUCACACGUUAUUAAAGUGGAAUAAUAAACUAAAAAUAAAUAAUGGAGCACCAAACGAUGACUUACCUAGGCUUGUCAUAUUAUCUGGACGCACUGAAGAAUCAGUGAAAUUGUUUUUAAAAGACAUUGCUAACCAUCCAAUAGAUGUAGAAUAUGUUCGCUUAUUACACGAUAUCCAUGCAGAUAAUAUAAACGGUCAUCCAUGGAGAGGGUACACUAUAUUGCAGAAUACCUUACAACAAGAUCCCAUAAAGGAAAUUCGAAAUUGUGAGGGCGUCAAAAGACCUGUAUGCUUUAUAUUUUCAGCCUUAGGUUCGCAAUGGCCAGGAAUGGGUCGAAACUUAUUAAAGUUCCAUGUCUUUGCUAAAGCGAUAAAAAAAUGCGAUGAUAUUUUAAAGCCGUAUGGUAUAAGUGUCAUAGACAUUAUGACAAAAAUAGAAGAAAGCAUAUGCGAAAACAGGUUGAACAUUUUUCUCGGAAUCGUCGCUAUUCAGAUUGGCUUAGUAGAUUUCCUAACAUCCUUAGGAAUUACUCCCGAUUACAUAAUUAGUCAUUCUGCCGGUGAACUUGGUUGUGCAUACGCAGAUAAAUGUCUCACUAUUGAACAAACUAUUUUAUCAGCAUACUUUAUCAGUUUGGCAUGUACCGAAGAAAAAAUAAUUCAUAGCUCGAUGGCAGUUGUCAAUAUCAAUCAUGAGUAUGUUAGAAAUAUAUGUCCAGCGGACAUUGAAAUAGUGUGCCACAAUAGCGAGAAUAGCAACGUCGUAUGUGGACCAAAAGAAUCCAUAAAAGAAUUUAUGAAACAAUUACAGGACAACAAUAUUUAUGUGAAAAAGAUCAACUGCAACAUACCGUUUCACAGUUCUUACAUUGCAUCCGCGGAAAGUCAGCUUUUACUAAGUUUAAAUAAAAUAAUACCAUGCCCAAAAAAACGGAGUUCCAAGUGGAUCAGCACGUCUAUACCUCGCGCCAAAUGGUUUACUUCAACAUCAAAGUUAUCAUCGGCAGACUAUCACACUAGAAGUAUAUUAAACACAGUUCUCUUUUCACAAACGACGGAACUAAUUCCAAGUAACGCUGUGAUCAUCGAAAUCGCACCAGACGAUGUUCUACAUUACGUUUUGACAGGCUCUUUAUCUCUAAACGUGACAAAUUUAGUAUUAACACGACGAACCGAAAAAAAUAUUAAUAUAAUUCUACAAGGAAUUGGAAACCUUUACAAUUGCGGUUUACAGCCACAAGUUGCCAAUUUAUACCCAUCAGUUGAAUUUCCAGUUAGUCGAGGAACUCCUAUGAUUUCCCCAUCAAUCAGAUGGGAUCAUUCUGCAAAUUGGUUUAUACCGAAAGAAGAUCAAGGAUUUAUAGAAUCGAGAGGAAGAUACGUCAACAUUUUACUUGACGAUGAGGAAUAUAAAUAUAUGAGCGAUCAUGUAAUUGAUGGGAAAAAUUUGCUACCCGCGACAAGUUAUUUGGGACUCGUUUGGAAAACUAUUGGCAUGUUAAAAGGGGUAAUAUACACAACGGUACCGAUAGUUUUCCGAGAUAUAAAAUUUAUUCGUGCUACUCAUUUGUCGAGAAAUGAUGCUGUGGAACUAUAUAUUGCAAUACAGACAGAUGGAAAGUUUGAAAUAACCGAAGGAGACAGCAUUGUCGUAACGGGUACAGUAUACGAGACAUUGAAUCCAGAACAAGAAAUGGUUCCGACACAUCUAUUAUCGGAGAAUAGUGAUGAAGAUGAAAAUAUGACUGCACGAGAUGUCUACAAAGAAUUGAAAUUGCGUGGAUACCAGUACAGAGGCUUAUUUCGUGGAUUAAAGAGUGCCUCUAUUUCGGGAAGCCAAGGACAUAUCAUUUGGAAAAGUAAUUGGGAAUCUUUUAUGGAUACUAUGUUACAAAUGCUAAUUAUCGGAUAUGAUACUAGGGAAUUAUGUGUUCCUACGAGUAUUGAAAAAUUAGUAAUCAAUCCAAUGCUUCAUAUUUCAAAGCUGCAGGAUAACAUAGAUAAUGCAGAAGUUACAGCAAACAUGGAUAAACUAUUACAGGUGCGAGUAUACAAAAAGAUAGACACGAUAAAAGCUGGCGGAGUAGAGAUUCAAGGUCUGAAAGCUACUCAGAUCUCUCGCCGAAAAUUAGCUCAAGAUGUUGUUAUCGAGGAACAUACAUUUGUAGUUCAUUGUGAUCGCGCUAAAGUUUCCUUGAACGAAGCAAUUCGGUUAUCGGCUCAACUCGUACUGGAGGAUCAUCAAAUUACCAAAGUGCAAGCCGUUGAGCUAGUAGAAGAUGUCGAUGAUAUUGAAUUAGAACAUCUCUCGUCUUCGUUAUUGCUUGAGGCAUUUGAUGAUAUACCACUGAUACAAAUAAAUGUCACUCUAUUAACAUCAUCAAAUCGUUUCAAGCCAAAAGACUUACCGCAAAACUUCUCAAUCAAAGAUUUUGAAAAAUCAUCUUUGGAUGACAAAGCUUUAAUUGUCGCUGGAUUCAACCUUUUGACCAAACAACACGCAUCAUUAAAGCAACUGUUGCCAUUUUUGAGAAAGGAUGGUUAUCUGUUGACUCGUGAGAAGUGCGACUUAACUGAUUAUAAAAAAUAUUUGCAGCAAUACGAAUUAAACGUUAUACUCGAAAAACGCACUGAUAAAGAACUAGUUGUGCUUCUGAAAAAAAAAGUUUCGAUAAGAGAAAGAACUAUAGUUUACAUAAGUAAUGAUAACUUUAAUUGGCUGGAGAAUCUAAAGUCGCUUUUGAGUGACGAAAACAAGUUUGACAGGAAUAGUAGAAUUAUAAUUGUGGGAGAGAAAAAUUUUGAGUGCGGUUUAUUGGGUUUUAUUAACUGUUUGAGAAAAGAGCCAGGUAGUGAACUUGUUAGGAGUGUGCUCGUUCAAGACGAGGAAGCUCCUAAAUUUUCUCUUCAAGACCCCUUCUACUUACAGCAAUUGCAGAAAGAUAUGACCAUUAAUGUAUUGCGACCUAAUAAAACCUGGGGAUCGUACAGACAUUUAAAAUUACCACAACCGGAACCGAAACCUGUACUAACCGGCCAUGUCUGCCAAACGGUUCGUGGUGACUUGAAUACACUUCGUUGGAUAGAAAAUAAUUUAUCUGUCAUGUCUCGUCGUGAGAAUUUAGUGCACGUUGUUUACUCAUCUCUGAAUUUUAAAGAUAUAAUGCUCGCCACCGGUAAAUUAAUAUCUCCAGAGAACAUUUUAAAAGGACGGUUAUUUCAGUAUCUUCCUCUUGGAAUGGAAUAUGUGGGUUUUGAUGUUAACGGAAAACGUGUAAUGGGAAUUCGUGAUACUAAUUGCAUAGCAAACAUCGUUGAGAAAGAUGAAAUACUUUGUUGGAAUAUACCCGAUGUGUGGACAUUCGAAGAAGCAGCGACGGUCCCAGUGGUAUACAGCACGGUCUAUUUAACUUUAUACAUUCAUGGGAAAAUAAAAAAAGGUGAUAAAAUACUUAUACAUUCUGGUACUGGAGGUGUUGGACAAGCAGCUAUUCAUGUCGCUCUUAAAGAAGGAUGCGAGGUAUUUACUACCGUUGGCACAAAUGACAAACGGACUUUCAUUAAGAAAAUGUUUCCGAUCAUUGUGGAUGAUCAUAUUGGAAAUUCUCGAGAUACAAGUUUCGAACAAAUGAUUAUGAAUCAAACGAAAGGUUGCGGUGUCGACAUUGUGUUAAAUUCAUUGGCAGAAGAAAAAUUAAUCGCCUCCAUUCGGUGUUUAGCUCAAAACGGUCGAUUCAUGGAGAUUGGCAAAUUUGAUCUUGUUUCUAAUAAUCCCCUAAGUAUGUUUGCAUUUCAAAAGGGUAUUAGUUUUCACAGCAUUAUAAUGGAAAAUUUGAUGUUAAGAACUGAUAGUAAAUGGAAGCAUACAUUGAAAAAAAUGGUAGACGAUGGUAUAAAAAAUGAAACAAUCAAACCAAUUCAAGCAAAAAUUUUUCCAAAAUCUGGUAUUAAAGAAGCUUUUAGAUAUAUGGCGAGCGGAAAACAUAUGGGAAAGAUAAUUAUAAAUAUUCAUGAAAAAGAUGAACCUUUAGAUAAGCACGUUCUCGCGUAUCGUCGCUAUUAUUGUCUCAAAGAUAGGAGUUACAUUAUACUAGGAGGCCUGGGCGGAUUUGGUUUAGAAUUAACAGACUGGCUUAUAUUUCGUGGUGCCAGAAACAUCGUUCUGAUUUCAAGAAAUGGAAUAAAAAACGGUUACCAACGCAUGAAAGUUCGACUAUGGAAAUCGUAUGGCGUAAACGUUCUGAUCAUCAAGAAUAUCGAUGUUGCUGACCUCAAAGAUUGCGAAUAUCUCUUACGGACUGCGGAAAAAGAAGCUCCAGUGGACGCUAUAUUCAAUCUCGGUGUGGUACUGAGGGAUGGCGUCUUCAAAAAUCAAACUGCAGAAGCAUUUGCAGAGUCCUUCCAAUCGAAGGCUCGUGCAACGCAAAUGUUAGACAAGCUUUCUAGGGAAAUCUGUCUUAAUCUGCGGCAUUUUGUGGUAUUCUCUUCCGUUUCUUGCGGCAGAGGAAACGCUGGUCAGACAAAUUAUGGCAUGGCCAACUCUAUUAUGGAAAGAAUUUGUGAGAAAAGAGCGGAGAAAGGAUUGCCGGGAUUGGCGAUUCAAUGGGGAGCUGUGGGUGACGUGGGGCUUGUCGCUGACAUGAUGGAGGAUGAUAAGGAAUUAAUUAUCGGAGGCACUCUAGAGCAAAAAAUAUCUUGCUGUCUCAACAAGCUCGAUAAGUUUCUACUUCAAAGUCGGCCCAUUGUGAGCAGCAUGGUCGUAGCUGAAAAAAAAGUGGGAUGUCACGGAAAUCUGGUAGAAACAAUUGCUAAUAUUUUAAACAUAAAGGACAUAAAGGUUAUAAGUCCAAAUUCAUCUCUGCCCGAACUCGGAAUGGAUUCUAUGAUGGCUAUAGAAAUCAAGCAAACUCUGGAACGAGAAUUUGAUAUAUUUAUCACAUCACAAGACACACGAAAUCUCACUUUCGCAAGUCUCAUUAAGAUGUCUGUUGCAAGCAUCAAUGACAAUGAUGCAAAUGAUGAGAAGAAAUUCAACAUGGAGAAGUCAGACGUUAUAAAAAUUUUAGUUGGUAUUAUAUUAAAAGAUGAAGACUUUGUUUUCUCAACAGAUUUUUCAACUAACAGACAGAAUACUACGACUGAAGUAUUUCUUAUACCGGGGAUUGACGGAUGUGGUCCUGUAUUUAAAACCAUAAUACCAUAUAUUAAAUUUUCAACAUCAUUGUUGCAUUAUAAUGCAAACAACAUCGAUUCUACAAAUGUGAUAACAGAGACUACUAAUCGUCUGACAAACCACAUACUUUCGAAGCUAACAGACGAAAAAGAUUUUAUAAUAGUAGGGUAUUCCUUCGGAUCUCUUAUUGCAAUUGAAGUAACAAGAAAAUUAGAAGCUAUGAAUUUUAAAGGCCGACUUGUUCUUAUUGACGGUGCUCCUGAGCCUUUACGAACAAUGUUCAAACCUUUUGAAUCAGAUUUUAAUGAUGCAAAUUUUCAGAUUGAUAUAUUAACUAAUAUUCUGGAAACCUAUUCAGCAGGAAGUUCUCAAAAGAUUUUAAUGGAAUUGAAGAAAUGUGAGAGUUGGGAUGAAAGAUUUAAUGUUUUCGCUAAACAAUUCUCAAUUAUAUAUACAUAUCUCUCACUUUCAAAUUUAAAGACACUAUAUACGACAAUUUACAAACAUUUAUCCGCUCUCCGAGAAUAUGAUCCUUCUACUUUCCUGCCUAUUAAGUCUUCCAUAACAUUGGUAAAAUGUACAUCCUCGUUUAAUAUACCAAUGAUCGAAGAGGAUUAUGGUUUGCAUAAAGUAACUCAAGGUGUAGUAAAAGUACAUUAUAUUGAAGGUGAUCAUGUGACAAUCUUGAAAAAUAAAAAAGUAGCGGCUGCAAUUAACGGAGAAUUACCAUUUACAGUUUGAUGUUUUAAUUUUUAAGUCAUUUUAAUCAAUAUGAUAAACAGAUUGUAAUUAGAGCAAAAAAUGUUACGAACAUCUUCUAUUAGCUCAAAUUAUAAUAAAAAAAUUGAA